AUGGACGGCCCUCUCUCCAGCGGCCGCGACGAGCGCGACCGCUAUGACCGGCGAGACCGGGACCGGCACCGCGGCGACCGGCGGCGGCGCGGCCGGGACGACCACCGCCGCGGCGACCACGGCCGGCACAAGCGCCGCCGCUUUGAUGGAGGCGGCGGCGGCCGGCGCGACCGGCCCGCGCGGCCGCCGCCGCCGGCCCCGACGCCCAUCGGCGGCGCGGGCUCCCAGCGCCUCGUCCAGCUUUUAACAAGAGUCGCCGACGUCCACGCCCGGCGGACGACUGAUUCAUCAGUGCCUCUGCAAGACAACCUCAAAGCACUGAGCGCCGCCGUCGCCCAGAAGGAGCUGGGCGAGCGGCCGCGCGUGGUGGCGGCGCAGCUGGCGCUCGUGGCCCAGGCGUCGCCGCUGGGCGCGGGGGCCUACGCGUCCGUCGCCGCGCUACUCGUGGGUCAUGAUUCGACAACAGCACCAUUGUUCGUCGAGGCGGCCUACGACCGCUUCGCGAAGAACUGCGACGCUAAGAAUCGGCACGCGGCGGCGAACGCCCUUACUUACUUAUGUCGGCUCGGUGCUGUGGGCGUUGCGGAUCUCGCCAGCCUCGACGCUAUUUUAGCUAAGUUGGACGGUGCCUUGCUCGCGGCGGCGUUGUUGCGGGGCGGCCUGCCCGAUGCGGUGGUUGCGCCGCGUCUAGUUUCUCUGAAAGGUGAUGGUUUAAUCAGUUUAGCCGUCUCUACUCUCAAAAAAGGAGCCGUCGACGCCCCGCUCGGUCAAAUUGAUGUGGACUGCGACGCGCGGGCCUCGUUACCGGACAACGACUUUACCAUGCCGGAUUUUGAUGGAAAUUGGCCUGCUCUCCAGUGCGAAGAUCCCCUGCUCCUCUCGUUAGUCCCGGACGUAGUAGAAGCAUUUAAACCCGGCGCGCGCUGGGACGGGAUUGUGGUCGGCAGCAAGAGUGACGUGGCCAAGCAGUUGGCGGCAAUAGGUGAAGCGUUACCUGCCGACUCGUUAAAAGACGUCGCCGCUUCGCUGAUAAGCUACGCUUCCCACUCUGAUGAAGUCCUCCUCGACGUGCUGCAUGCGGUGCUGGAGCUCUGCGCUGUGGACGAGGCGAAAUUUGCGCCCCAAUUUGCGACCGCCAUCGAGUUGUUUUUUCGAGCCUUAGACGACGACGACGCGCCGACGCCCUUGCAGCAGCGUCGCAUCGCGUUGUUAUUUGCUCAUUAUUUGUCGAACACGAAGUUCGUCUGGCCCUACUGGGACUACUGGACCGCUGUUGUGGAUGAAGAUGAUGAUGAUGCCCAAAAAAGAUUCGUGCGAGAAGUCUUGGAAAGGUGCUGCCGGCUAGCUUAUUUGGACAGAUUGAAAGUGGCCUUACCGGAGAAACUGCACGCGUUACUACCUCUAGGCUUAUCCUCCGUAGAUUUUGACGAGAACACGCCCGAAGAAUUGGCGCGGCGGGCUGAUCUAGGAGAGUUAGCUCGGGCCGUCGACCCGCCCGACGACGGUGCGGAUCGGACGAUGGUCGCGAUCAAAUUUGCCACUUUGGACGACGACGCUGCGCGCGCGAAGGCGGCGAUCCGAGCUCUAUGCUCCCAUACGUCUUCUUUAACUCAUUUAUUGGCACCUCUGGACGAUGCCCAGUUAGCGAUUGCUCUGCGGAACUGCUGCUAUGAUGAUGAGCCCGUCGAGCGGGCUUUAUUUGACGGCGUCGUCAGUUCAUUGGGAGGGUCGCCGCAGCACGUCGUCUUGUACGUGGACGCGCUGUUGAGGAGAGGCAUAGCGCGGCCCUCGGCUUUUAUAAGGUGGCUCUUCGACGGCGCAUCUGCUCAAUAUGGUGCCUCAUCACUAGCGUCGUCGUUCGCGCCCCUCGAGCUGCUCGAGGUUGGCAUCGAACGAGCAUUGGACGCCGUGGCGGCGGCGCGGCUCGCGAUGGAUGCCGGCGCGCCCGGCGCCGACGCGGCCGCCGCCGAAUCGUUGGAGGAGGCGCGGGCCGCGUGCCGCGCGGCGGCCGAGGGGCUGGAAGACGGGCCCGGCGCGACGCUCGCCGACGCGCGCGGGGAAUUGGGGCGGACGCUCGCGCGCGCGGCGGCCGGCGAGCUGUCGCCGCUGCGGCGGUCGGGGAAGGCGCAGCCCCUCCCCGAGGCGGCGACCUUCCUCGAGGACGAUUAA
Molecule: messenger RNA, 2169 nt
Organism: Pelagomonas calceolata
Lineage: Eukaryota; Pelagophyceae; Pelagomonadales; Pelagomonadaceae
Source: the annotation of a GenBank genome assembly